This is a messenger RNA of Clunio marinus, 871 nucleotides long. The record is from the annotation of a GenBank genome assembly. Lineage: Eukaryota; Metazoa; Arthropoda; Insecta; Diptera; Chironomidae.
CCCUCGGAUCACGUAAUUACCUAAGUCAAUUUAACAGAAAGGUUUUCUCGAUUUUUCUAUAUUCCUUAAAUAUAGCAAUUUAGGAUGCGUUCUUUAAACAUGAAGGAACAGCAGGCCGAAUUGUUGGUGGAUCUGAUGCAAAUCUCGGACAAUUUCCUUAUCAAGCAUCACUUCGAAUACCAACACUUCUGUGGUGUUGUAAUCAUAAGUGAUAGAUGGCUUAUAACAGCAGCACAUUGUAUUGUAAACGUAAGACUACUUCCAGUUAAUGUUGUAGUUGGAUCACAUCUUUUAAACUCAGGAGGAAUUGUACAUCAAUCUAGUCGUCUUGUACCUCAUCCUGAAUAUAAUGCAACAUGGAUUUCAAACGAUGUUGGAGCAGUUGAAACAGCAACUACAAUAGUAUUUACUACAUACGUACAACGAAUUGAAAUGGCUUCUGAACCUACUUCUGGUGGAGUUAAUGCUAUUGUAAGUGGAUGGCGUGGAACUACAGUCGAUGGAGGUCCAGCUCCUGAUAAUUUACAAUGGCUGAGAACAACAACUUUAACAAAUAGUGAUUGCAGAGAACGACUCGGAGAAAGUGCUGGAUUUGUGUUUGAUCAUAAAAUUUGUACUUUAACUCGUGCUGGGGAAGGGAUUUGUCAAGGAGAUUCUGGUGGCCCUUUGGUUGUCGAUAAUAAAGUUAUUGGGAUAGUAUCAUGGAAUACUCCGUGUGCUCGCGGACUUCCCGACGGAUUCGAUCGUACGUAUCGUAUUUUCGUCAAUGGUUUCUAGAGAUUACUGGAGUAUAAAUUUGUUUAAACGUUAUCAACAAAGAAUUUAAUAAAAUUGAUAAAGAAUAAAGUUCAAAUUGAAUUAUGACGAAGUG